AAAAUUUAGUUGAAAUGGAGCCCAAUCAAAUCAGCUUGCUUAACCCUCAAGAUGGGGGACUUUUAAGUGAAAUUGCAGACAAGUGUCAGAACGAUAAGUAUCGGAGAGCUAUUAAGAGAAGGAAGUUUAUCGACCAAUUCCAGGCCCUCUCUCUAAGUGACGAGUCUGAAGAAGUGAUAUGCAACCGUGCUAUACCAACUCAGGAACACCUCUUACCUCUGAACAAGCGCAAAUAAGAGAGAGACAAAAUUUGAAGAAAAACAGUACACUAGGACUCGAAUUAUGCUACCUCUUGAUACUAGUGAGCAAGAAGAGGUCAGGAAGAUGUCUAAGGGCUACUCCCAUUUACAGAAGACCUUCUAUAAAGACAAAGUUGAUGUGCUGGGCUCGUUACAGAACGAAACAGCCAGCUGUACUACUGUAGCACUUCCUUCUCAAAUUCAGUUAGAAGAUAAAAUCUAUGCAUUAAUGCUAAGGUGCCAAGAGUAUUGUCCUCAUAUUUAUGGCAAGCUUCAUAAGUAUUUAAGAAAGUUCAUGGCUAAACAUUACGGAUUUCAAGAUUCAAGACCAACUAUGGUUAAUAUGAUCCAGUUCAUCACAACAAUUCCUGGAAGGAACUUGCUUAACAAGGUAGUCUCAAAGAUUUAUAAAGGAAGUCACAGAAUUGAUCAGUUCAUGCCUAGUGAUGACUUUAUCAAAAUUAACUGUCAAAAGUCUCAGUUUAACUGUCUUGAGACGAAUGACAACCUUGCCAAAAAGAUUAUUAAUCCUGACUAUGGCAAAAUGAUAACCGCUACUGAGGUAAUUCCAAGUAAGCUUCUGGAGGGGUAAGAGACUAGGUGACGACCUAUCCCUAAGCGAUGAUGAAGAAAUCAAUCAGUUCUCUAUGGAUUAUGAACUAGAUAUUUACGAUGGUUCUUAUGAGGUUAAACAUCUCGAUGAGCUACUCUCGCACAGCUUCUGGUAAGAGUUUUCAAUUGCUGUGCACUCUGGAGGGCAAGGCCAGUUCAUAAAUUUAUAUAGGAGUGGUAAAGAUUAUGAAAUGAUAGAAGAAAGUCCAAGACUCCUCCCGAUCACCUACAAUAAAAUAGAAGAGAUAGACUAAUUAUUAAUGCCGUGUGAUGAAAAUUUC
This is a messenger RNA of Moneuplotes crassus, 1132 nucleotides long. Lineage: Eukaryota; Ciliophora; Spirotrichea; Euplotida; Euplotidae. The record is from the annotation of a GenBank genome assembly.